Molecule: messenger RNA, 2180 nt
Organism: Ilex paraguariensis (yerba mate)
Lineage: Eukaryota; Viridiplantae; Streptophyta; Magnoliopsida; Aquifoliales; Aquifoliaceae
Source: the annotation of a GenBank genome assembly
AUGGUUUCUCUCCCUCAAAAGUUCAGUACAACUAGUCCUUCAAUUCUUAUCCGCAGACAAUGCUUUAAACCACAAGAACCCAAAACACCAGACCAACCCUUUAUACCAUUCUCUCAACUCCAAGAACGAAAGCUCUUAGAAUCAGAGCUCAUCUCAGUUCUCCAUAAUUGCACUGAACUCAGCCAAAUCAAGCAAGUUCACAGCCACAUUAUCCGUAAAGGCCUCGACCAAUGCUGCUUUGUUCUCACCAAACUCCUUCGUAUGCUCACGAAAAUCGAGGCCCCGAUGGACCCAUACCCACGUCUUAUAUUCGACCAGGUUAUUAGGAUUGGCGGCUUGGAUUUGGAUUUGUUUGUGGGUAAUACUAUGAUUGAUAUGUAUGUGAAAUGUGGGUGUCUGGAUUGUGGGAGGAAGGUGUUCGAUGAAAUGCCUGACAGGGAUGUGAUUUCUUGGACUUCGUUGAUUGUUGCGUAUGCGAAAGGUGGAGAUAUGGAAAAUGCUCUUGGGCUGUUUGAUGCGUUGCCCAUGAAGGACAUGGUAGCAUGGACAGCGAUGAUUACAGGCUACGCGCAGAAUUCCAGGCCGAUGGAGGCAUUGGAGUUUUUCGAGAAAAUGCAAAAUGCAGGCAUUGAAACGGAUGAGGUGACUUUGGCUGGUGCAAUUUCGGCAAGUGCGCAGUUGGGUGCGGCUAAGUAUGCAAAUUGGGUUCGGGAUGUUGCUGAGAAGUCUGGUUUUGGACCUGCUGAUAAUGUUGUAGUGGGAUCAGCAUUGAUAGAUAUGUACUCGAAGUGCGGGAGUUUGGAGGAUGCAUAUAAGGUUUUUGAGAGGAUGAGGGAACAAAAUGUUUUUUCUUAUAGUUCAAUGAUUGUUGGGUUUGCGAUGCAUGGUUUUGCUAGUGAGGCAUUAAAAUUGUUUGAAGAGAUGCUGAAGACAGAGGUAAAGCCUAAUAAGGUAACAUUUGUAGGGGUUCUUACAGCAUGCAGUCAUACCGGCUUGGUAGAACAAGGUCGACACUUGUUUCAGAUUAUGGGAAAAUGUUACGGUGUCGAACCGUCUGCUGAUCACUAUGCUUGCAUGGUAGAUCUCCUUGGCAGGGCUGGAUGCUUGGAAGAAGCCCUUGAACUUAUCAGAACCAUGCCAAUGGUGCCCCAUGGUGGUGUCUGGGGAGCCCUGCUUGGAGCUUCUCGCAUUCAUGGGAAUCCUGAUGUCGCUGAAAUUGCUGCUAACCAUUUAUUUGAGCUUGAACCUAAUGGCAUCGGAAACUACAUCCUGCUUUCCAACAUAUAUGCAUCAGCAGGAAGAUGGGAAGACGUUUUGAGGGUACGGAAGUUAAUGAGAGGAAAGGGCUUAAAGAAGAAUCCUGCAUGUAGCUUGGUUGAAGGCAAGGAGGGGGUAAUUCACGAGUUCUAUGCAGGUGAUAUGACCCAUCCAAAGACAGGAGAGAUUAAGCGGGCAUUGAAGGAUCUUCUAGAGAGACUAAAGUUUGAUGGAUACCAGCCAAACUUGAGUUCUGCCCCUUAUGAUGUGAGUGAUGAAGACAAGAAGCAGAUACUAAUGGCUCACAGUGAGAAGCUAGCCUUGGCAUAUGGGCUGCUCUGUACAGAUGCUGGCUGCACAAUUAGAAUUGUGAAAAAUCUCAGGAUAUGCGAGGAUUGCCACUUAGUUAUGUGUGGUGCAUCCAAGAUCACCAGCAGGCAGAUAGUCAUCCGGGAUAACAUGAGAUUCCACCAUUUCCGUGAUGGAACGUGCUCCUGUGGUAAUUUUUGGUAAUUCCAGCAGGGAUUUGUUACCCGACUUUUUUUUCUCCUAAUUUUGUCUGUAGAUGCAGAAGGUAGUAACCACAGCCAUUGUUUGAGGUGAGCAUAGCCCUUAGCGUGGCUGACCAUGAAGAAAUUUGGAAUGGCAAGACAAGACAAUUCAAGAUUACACCUCUCAUCUGAAUGUUAAUGCCUUGGACUCACAUGGGAAGUAAAGAAUCUCAGCUUGGAGGAGGGGAGUUGAGAACAAAGGGAAAUAUGGUUACUAUGGGGGUUUAAAGCAAACUGGAGAGACGUGUUGGAUGCUGGAUGGUAUACAACCUAACUCGGGCAACGUCAGCCUUGUAUGGGUGGUCACUCUGGUGUGCUUCCGCUUAUGAGUUUGCUGUGCGAGUAUCAACUGUUAUACAUAUCUCAUGUGAA